UUUGGUAGGGAAAAUUUACGAACAUUGUGGUGUUUUGAUUUAAUUGCAGGAGCUGCAGGAUCAUCUUGAAACAUGUGAACGUUUCCCAGCUGGGGUGUCUAAACAACUGCAAAGCAAAAAUUCCUCGAGAAACGGUUUCAAAUCACAUUGAAAAUGAUUGUCCUUUGGCCAAAAUCCCGUGUCCAUAUGCGUGGAUGGGCUGCCGCACAGAGGUGCAGAGACAUCAACUUAAAUCACAUAUUAACCAUGCAACUCAAGAUCACCUCGAUUUAGCGUGCGGUGAGUUACGGGAGACUCAGAAAAAAUUAAAAGAGAAGGCAAUACUUUUCGACAGACUUGAAGAGAGGGUAAACGAACGACUUAAAGAUAAAUUAAAAGAUAUUCAACACCAGCAUCAAUACAAAGUAGAUUCCCUGCAACAGGAACACCAACGGAGAGUUGGUGUCCUUCAAAAGCAGCUUGAACAAAAAGUAAAAACGUGUGAAACAAAACUAGAGCAGAAAAUACGUAGGGAGGGCGAAAUAUUUUUGGCUUGUAUGGUGUUAGGACUAGUGUUUUUAACGUUUUGCCCGAUGUUACUUGAAGAUAGAGUCCAGAAUGUGGGAAUGGUAAAGAAGGAACUUGAUGACAAAUUUGACUCGUUAAACACUGACCUUAGCAAUAAACUAUUGAUAUUAGAGGUGGAUACAGAGGAAUCCCGCACUUUAAUAUGGAAGAUAACAAGCUUUGAAGACAAAUUGAGGCAAGGAAAAAACAAUGUAAAGAGGUGCAUUGAAAGUGUUCCAUUUUACGCUUAUGGUUACAAAUUGAUGCUAGGGUUGUAUCCAAAUGGUAAUGGUAUUGGAAAGAACACUCAUCUCUCCAUAUUUAUUGCUGUGGUGAAAGGUGAAUAUGACGCCAUAUUACCCUGGGGGUUCUCAAAGCAUGUAACAUUUACAUUAAUCGAUCAGCAAGAUAAUCCAAAUCAACGACAAAACGUUUCUUCGGAAUUUACUGCAGACCCAAAUAAGAAAGUCUUUGAAAAGCCUGUAGAACAGGAAGGCCGUUCAUGGUUUGGAUUCCCAAAAUUUGUAUCACAUAACCACCUAAGGACACGAAGCUUUCUUGUUGACGACACCUUAUUUAUUAAAGUUCAAGUAGAUUCACCAAAAGCUUACACGUCAUGGUUUUAGCUUUGACUGUUUACACCUUAAAGGCGGUCAGUGUCGUGGCAUGUUAAUGUUCUUGGAAAAUGAUGUUUUCGUGACGACAGUAUAUUAACAGGCAUGCUUUUUCAACUUGGAAUUUCCUUGUUUUAUCAAUAAAAUGUAACUUUAUAUAGUUCAGGUUAUUUCAUUUUGUGCACUUUUUAGUAACUGGUUUUAACUGAUUUUGAGUCGAUUUUGAUGGUUAUCGAACGUUUUUGAAAGUCCAAGAUUUCUGGAUAGAGUAAAGUAAAAAUCCAAAUUUAAUACUAGAACUGUAAAAUUAACUGAUACCUUAAUUAGGACUAUUUACCUAUAUACAUCUGAACGUAUUCGCAAAAACAUCCCCGUAUUGGCUCAAAUACAGUCCCACAGCUCAGAAGUCAUCUGAUAACCCCCCUUCCCUGGCUAGGGGAUUGGCCCGUCCCGUAUACACGAGGCACGGACCACUCUAGUAGGGUGCCAUCUCAACACAGAACCCUCAAACAAGGUUCAACAAAUGAGUAAAAUACCCAGAAGC
Orbicella faveolata is the source of this 1704-nucleotide messenger RNA. Its product is annotated as TNF receptor-associated factor 5-like. The record is from RefSeq and is a predicted model, not a curated record. Gene Ontology annotation, cellular component: plasma membrane signaling receptor complex. NCBI's taxonomy places the organism in Eukaryota, Metazoa, Cnidaria, Anthozoa, Scleractinia, Merulinidae. Gene Ontology annotation, biological process: regulation of apoptotic process; regulation of canonical NF-kappaB signal transduction; signal transduction. Gene Ontology annotation, molecular function: tumor necrosis factor receptor binding; zinc ion binding; ubiquitin protein ligase binding.